Molecule: messenger RNA, 2060 nt
Organism: Pisolithus orientalis
Lineage: Eukaryota; Fungi; Basidiomycota; Agaricomycetes; Boletales; Pisolithaceae
Product: acyl-CoA N-acyltransferase
Exons: 7
Coding region: 1-1821 (606 amino acids)
Biological process (GO): regulation of DNA-templated transcription
Molecular function (GO): histone acetyltransferase activity
Source: RefSeq, a predicted model, not a curated record
AUGAACAUAACAGAGGUCGACCGGAAACGAGAGAGCGAAGACUCGGACGUCGAAGAAAUCACCCAUCCACGUGCAUGCCCACGUCUCGACGACGACGACAUUGGCAGCCUCGACCACGGUCGCGGCGGUGGAAAAACCCCACAGAUAAUAAUGUCAGAAGAAGACGAACUCGAGGUCCAACACAGGCAGAUCACAGCCCGCCGUAACUUCGACAAGGUCAACUUUGGACAGUGGCAGAUCAAAACAUGGUACUUUUCGCCCUACCCACUAACAGAAUCCGAACUCGAAGACCCUGCAACCGCCCACCGCAGUGACCACAACACACCACCAUCAUCUCGCGCAUCUCCAACAACAUCCAGCGGUAAUAAUGUCCCUUCGGCAAGACCCCACAAACCAGUUGGCCGCCCACCGAAAAUCUCAGGCGUUCAACGCACCACUCUCCGCUCUCACGGCCGCACCUCCGAUCUUCUCGCAGGCGGACUAACUCGGUCACAUUUGACAGGCGAGAAAUCGGUAUUGUGGGUCUGUGACCGGUGUUUCAAGUAUAUGGCGGAGGGGCCUGUUUGGGAAAUGCAUGUUCGGAAAUGCGAUAGGAGACAUCCUCCUGGUAGAAAGGUGUAUCAGCGUGGGGCACAUACGAUAUGGGAGAUCGACGGGGCAAUUGAAAAGCUGUACUGCCAAAAUCUCUCCCUGUUCGGUAAAUUCUUCAUCGAUGUCAAGACACUCUUUUUCGACUGUGAUAACUUUCUGUUUUACAUCCUGACCGACGCAGACUCGCAACGCGACCACGUACUCGGAUUUUUCUCCAAGGAGAAAUACUCGUACGAUGACUACAAUUUAGCAUGUAUAGUCGUCCUGCCGCCUUACCAACGGAAAGGGUAUGGAAUGCUCAUGAUCGAGUUCAGCACGUAUCCCUCCUUCAUCCUCUCAUAUCUUCGUCUCACCUACAAACUGGUGUACACAUGUCAUUUAGGUUACGAACUCUCUCGACGCGCAGGGAAGAUCGGUACCCCGGAACGACCGUUGUCUGAUCUCGGACUGAGAAGUUACCUGACAUAUUGGGUUGCUACGAUCAUAAGGUUUUUGAGACGUCUUCUUUCCGUUCUCCCAAACGACUGUGCCCAAGUGACAACAGACGGAUCGGCACCGAUAUUUUCUCAAGGCGUAAUGCCUACAGAAAUCCCUCAGACACACUCGGCUCCCCUAUCCCACUCACAACGUUCCCAGCCCCCGUCCGAGCUAGCCUUCCAUCAUACCCAACUGGCUCCUUCUCCCGCCGAGGAUAUCCCUUCGUCAACAAGUAUGUCGACCCAUCACAAACGGAAACGCGCCCCAAAGGGUUUCGACGGGGAACUGCCCCACCCUCCUACUUCCCCUUCUUUUUACCAAUACGCCUCCCACAGCCUCACGCCGCCCACUUCUACCUCCGCGACCAAGCCUGCAUCUACACCUGCACCCGCACCAGUACCUGGAAUGCACAACGCCUUCCGCAAGAUUAUCACCACACCCAACCCCGAUGGCAGUGCCACGUCGCACGUCGUGGUGCGAUGUACGCUUGCUGAUAUCGCCUGUGCUACGAAUUUGAGGGUCGAUGAUGCGGCGUUUGCAUUAGCGGAGUGUGGGUUGUUAGAGAGAGUGCGAGUAGUUGCUCGACGGGAUGGUGAUGGUGAUGCUGGUGUGGGUGAGGAUGAUAAGAUGGAAGAUGAGGAUCAGGAGCAGAGUGAACGGGUUGUCAUGGCCAUCACGCGUGAGAUGGUUGAGGCAGUCGCGAGAGAACGACAUGUGAAGGAGAUGUGCUUGAGUUUAGCACAUGUGCUGUGAUAGACGAUAUGUUGAAGCGGGGCCUUUACAAGGUUUUCUGACGCUGGUCUAACUCAGGCUCUCCGCUGCGCGGCGGUAUAGAUUAUCAGGCAGAGCUGUCGUAACCAAGGGAAGAGCGGAGGGGGCGGGGGGCCUCAAACGCGAUUGGGUAUAUCCCCUUCUUGUGCUCUUGCAGCGUCUCACGGUAUGUAGCAAUGGGUGGUGUGAGGUCCACAAGCCUUCCCAAGUCGGACCAUUUG